UGCCUGAACCAGCGCUAGACCCUCGAAGUAGCUAGCGACAAGCGGAGGCCGCUCCAGGGCGGCCAAUCAGAUCAGGGGGGAGAUUUCCCUUUCUGUCCGAGCGAGCGAGAGGAGCGCCGGCUGACCCCUCUCUUCCUCCUGUGCGCUCAUUUGGCGCUUGCCCUGCGCUCCAAAACCUCCAACCAAUUUCCGCUGCCGCCCCUCCCCUCCUUCCCCUCCUCCUCCUCCCCGCACGCAGACCCAUCCAUCUUUAAAACGGCCACCCUCCCCGUGCCACCAUAGUUGGCCACCCAACCUCCCUCCUUCCCCCUCACUCCCUCCCACACGCAGCAGCAGGCAGCAGCGCAAUGGCAAAGCCCCGCAAGAACUCAGCCGCCGCCGCCGCCGCCGCCGCGGCAAACAGCAACGCCAUCGCCAGCGCGGCCGCCGACGCGGGGGCGGACGUGCGCGCCAAGCCCAAGAAGCGCACGCGGAAGAGCGUGCCCCGCGAGUCCCCCUCCCAGCGCAGCUCCGUCCACCGCGGCGUCACACGGCACCGGUGGACGGGGAGGUUCGAGGCGCACCUGUGGGACAAGAACAGCUGGAACGAGUCGCAGAACAAGAAGGGCAAGCAAGUUUACCUCGGGGCGUAUGACGAGGAGGAGGCCGCGGCCCGGGCGUACGACCUGGCGGCAUUGAAGUACUGGGGCCCCGACACCAUCCUCAACUUCCCGCUAUCUAUAUACGAAGAGGAAUUGAAAGAAAUGGAGGGACAGUCGAGGGAAGAGUAUAUUGGUUCACUCAGGAGGAAAAGCAGUGGGUUCUCACGAGGGGUCUCCAAGUACCGCGGAGUCGCAAGGCAUCAUCACAACGGGAGAUGGGAGGCCCGGAUCGGCCGUGUGUUCGGCAACAAGUACCUCUACCUCGGCACCUACGCGACGCAGGAGGAAGCGGCGAUGGCGUACGACAUGGCGGCGAUCGAGUACCGCGGCCUCAACGCGGUCACCAACUUCGACCUCAGCCGCUACAUCAAGUGGCUCCGCCCCGGGGCCGCCGACGUGGCGGGCGCCGCCGGCCGGAGCGCGCACCCGAUGCUGGCCAGCCUCGCGGCGCAGGAGCUCCCCGCGAUCGACCUCGACGCCAUGGCGUUCCAGCACGACCUCCACCAGCAGGGCAUGGAGGACGGCAUGGCCGCGGAGGCGGCGGCGGCCGCGGCGGGGGCGCAGUUCCCGCUGCUGCCGGCCAGGGCGGCCACGCUCGGCCACACCCCCACCACGUCCGCGCUCAGCCUGCUGCUGCAGUCGCCCAAGUUCAAGGAGAUGAUCGAGCGGACGUCGGCCGCCGAGAGCAGCACCACCACGUCCUCCUCGUCCAUGUCCACGCCGCCGCCGCCGCAGGCCACCAGGGACGACGGCGCCUCGCCGCAGUGCAGCUUCCCGGAGGACAUCCAGACCUUCUUCGGCAGCGACGACGGCGUGGCCUACACCGACGUCGACGGCCUCUUCUUCGGUGACCUGUCCGCCUACGCGUCCCCGGCGUUCCAUUUCGAGCUGGACUUGUGAUCGCGCCGGCGUACGUGGCCACUGGCCAGACUGAUACGCGCCAUUAAUUGGUUUCUUCCAAUGGGGAUGGGGGAUUUUGUCAAUAGGAUAAUCAGAUGGAGAAGAAACGAAGACAGAGCAAGAUAACAGAGAAUUGUUACAGUGCAGCUAGUGAGGACUGAGAAUUAUUUGAAGAUUAUUUAUUGUUUUUGUCCUUCUUUUGGUAUAAUCAGGGGUAUAGCGUAAGCAAGAGAGAUUGUUUCAUUUGUUUCAGGAUCCUUGACAGUCAAAAUAAGGAGCUAAUAUAUACGUAUAUUGAUUCACAUGAGUUCUUUAUUUA
Molecule: messenger RNA, 1860 nt
Organism: Triticum dicoccoides
Lineage: Eukaryota; Viridiplantae; Streptophyta; Magnoliopsida; Poales; Poaceae
Product: AP2-like ethylene-responsive transcription factor At1g16060
Exons: 8
Coding region: 348-1541 (397 amino acids)
Biological process (GO): regulation of DNA-templated transcription
Molecular function (GO): DNA binding; DNA-binding transcription factor activity
Source: RefSeq, a predicted model, not a curated record